This is a messenger RNA of Ilex paraguariensis (yerba mate), 1556 nucleotides long. Lineage: Eukaryota; Viridiplantae; Streptophyta; Magnoliopsida; Aquifoliales; Aquifoliaceae. The record is from the annotation of a GenBank genome assembly.
AUGGUUAGGCCUCAAGUAAAUAAAACACGUGUGGGGGACGUAGGGUACAUAGUCAGAAUAAUUCCAGAAACCACCCCUACGGCCCUGCUGAGAGAGAAGGGCAUAGAUAAACGGAGAGAAAGAGAGAGGGGAGUGGAAAACAUGCCUGGGAGUUUAGAGCCAUUGGACGUGGGGGUCCAGAUCCCAUACCACUUCCGGUGCCCGAUCUCGCUGGAGCUCAUGUGUGAUCCGGUGACCGUCAGUACCGGUCAGACUUACGACAGAGCAAGCAUAGAGUCAUGGGUGGCCACCGGCAAUAUCACGUGUCCGGUCACCAGGUCACAGCUCACUGACUUUAGCCUCAUUCCCAAUCACACACUCCGGCGGCUUAUCCAGGAUUGGUGCGUAGCCAACCGGUCUUUCGGAGUUGAACGCAUUCCGACUCCCAAACAACCAGCUGAUCCGGCCAUGGUUCGGUCUUUACUGAGCCAAGCCUCGUCUCAGUCGAAUCAGUUUAAUUCAAGACUCUCAGCGCUACGGAGACUCAGGGGACUCGCUCGUGACUCGGAUAAGAAUCGGUUGGUGAUCUCCGGUCAAAGCGCCCGUGAAGUUUUGCUUUCUAUUGUUUUUCGAAAUUCGGAUUCGGACUCGUCCGAGUUGAAUCAUGAGUCACUGGCGGUUCUAUCCAUGUUUCCGCUUUCGGAGUCGGAGUGUUUGUUCGCAGCUUCGGAUCCGGAACGAGUUGGUUAUCUCGUGUCUCUUCUAUUCCAUUCUUCGGUUGAUGUCCGAGUUAACUCGGCUGCGAUGAUCGAAAACGUCGCAGCUGGGACGAGAUCGCCGGACCUCCGAGCACAAAUCAGCAAUGCCGACGAAAUCUUCGAAGGAAUUGUCGCAAUUCUCAACUAUCCAUUGGCAUAUCCUCGUGCUUUGAAAACCGGAAUCAAAGCACUGUUCGCUCUAUGCUUGGUGAAGCAACACCGUCACAAGGCGGUGACCGCAGGGGCUGUGGAGGCGCUCAUCGAUCGAUUAGCAGAUUUCGAGAAAUGCGACGCCGAGAGAGCGCUGGCAACGGUUGAGCUCCUUUGCCGGAUUCCGUCAGGAUGCGCAGCGUUUGCGGCUCACGCUCUUACCGUACCUCUAUUGGUGAAGAGAAUAUUGAAGAUUUCCGAUAGGGCCACGGAGUACGCCGCCGGAGCUCUUCUCUCGCUCUGUUCAUCUUCCGAGCAGACACAGCGGGAGGCGGUGGCCGCCGGAGUGUUGACUCAGUUGUUGUUACUGGUUCAGAGCGAUUGUACGGAUCGAGCGAAGAGAAAAGCGCAAAUGUUGUUGAAAUUGCUUCGCGAUUCGUGGCCUUCGGAUUCGAUUGCGAAUUCGGAUGAUUUUGGUUGCAGUGACGUUGUCCCAUUUUGAUCGUUGAUGAUGAUUAAGUUAUUUUUUUUGUAAUUUCAAUUAAAAAGAAAAAGAAAAAGGGAAAAUGAGGUUCUAGAUUUUUGGUAUAUAAGGGAUUUUAUGUCUGUAUUUUUUGUAUGUACGAAUUUUGCUGAAAAGUUUUUUAUUAAAAAAAGUUGAAAAGUGGA